AUGCGCGUCGGCCCCGAGUAUGUCUUCCGAGCGCUUGCUCCCGCCGCCGUGCUUUUAUUGCUCGGUCUCGUCCUGCUCAAGUCGCCCGCUCCGGCUCAUCGGCAUUCCACGUCGGCCAGCUUGUCGGCUUUGGAGGAGCAGCGACGGCCGUCUGGCCAGGCAGCUGGAGCGUCAAGACGGGACGCUGGCAACAGCACCUUGGGCUUCAGCGGCAUCUACUUCAUCAACAUGAAGAAGCGCUAUGAUCGCCUCGACGCCCUCGCGCUACAAUGUUUCCUGUCUGGCGUAGAGGUGAAGCAAGUGCCCGCCGUUGAACCCGACAUGAUGAGCGAUGCAGGCAUGCCGCCUAGUAAAUCACCAGGCUCGGUAAAGGUAGGCGAGAGGGGAGCUUGGAGAGCGCACGCAAAUAUCUGGUCAGCCAUGCUGAGGAAUAACCUCCCGCCCGUCAUCAUCCUUGAAUCAGACGCAGCCUGGGACGUCAACAUUCGCAAAAUCAUGCUCAACAUGAAUAAACACUUUCGCAAAUUUGUAGCGAGCAUCAACUCGACCAGGCUGCACAAUCCCCGCUGGAGAGACGACGCGGACGAAUCCAUCCGCGGCACCGAGGCAGCAGACGAUCCGUGGCAGAGCGACCACUGGGACAUCCUCAGUCUCGGGCAUUGUCACGACACCGAGGCAAACAGAAACAUCAGCCUGAUCUACGACGACCCCGCCGUGCCGCCGGGCAAGGAGUUUGGCGGCACGGUUCUCGGCCGCCAGAGAGUGAUCCGGAAAGCAGGGAACAUUGUCUGCACGACCGCAUACGCAGUCAGCCAGACGGGGGCAGCCAAGCUGCUGGUCAAGACGUCCCAGAACCUCGACGCCCCGCUGGAUUUGAUUGUCGGGGGCAUGGCCGAGGCCGGGGAGCUCGUGGCCUACAGCGUGAUGCCGCCCAUCAUGGCGCAGUGGCAGUAUGUGGACGGCAUCGGCAUGGGCGAGCGCGGCGCCAACAGCGACAUUCAGGGGGCGCGGGAAGAUUGGGAAAGGGGAGGGGAGAAGAAGGACUCCUGGGAUGAGGUCGAGAAGUCUGGCAGUGUGUGGACGACCAAGCCUUACCACGAGGACGUUGCGUUCCAAGACAUGGCCCUCCAGGUUGCCUGGCAGAGGAUUUUUGGGCGCAACAACAGGGGCGAGUGA
This is a messenger RNA of Metarhizium acridum CQMa 102, 1176 nucleotides long. RefSeq lists its product as uncharacterized. NCBI's taxonomy places the organism in Eukaryota, Fungi, Ascomycota, Sordariomycetes, Hypocreales, Clavicipitaceae. The record is from RefSeq and is a predicted model, not a curated record.